Dermatophagoides farinae (American house dust mite) is the source of this 1876-nucleotide messenger RNA. RefSeq names its product ufm1-specific protease 2. Gene Ontology annotation, cellular component: nucleus; endoplasmic reticulum. Lineage: Eukaryota; Metazoa; Arthropoda; Arachnida; Sarcoptiformes; Pyroglyphidae. Gene Ontology annotation, molecular function: deUFMylase activity. Gene Ontology annotation, biological process: proteolysis. The record is from RefSeq and is a predicted model, not a curated record.
UUUUUUAUUGUCAAUUCAUAAACAACGUUACAAAUUUCAAAGGUCUAUGUUUAUUUGAAUUUGACACGUGUACUCUUUUUAACACAUUUCCAUUUUCUUUUGACUAAUCUAAAUUCGUUAACAAUGUCAGGCGGUAAAAUAUAUAAAUUCAUCGAUACUUUACAAAAAAGAUUACAACAAUGGAAUUUUCAAAAUUCGAAAAAAGGCAUCAUAUUUGGCUAUACAUCAGCUUUGCAAAAUAACUGUUGUUAUUGUAUGGGUUGUACAGAGAAUUUAAAUGAUAUUCCAUUCGGAAAUAAUUUAAUUGGAGCCUAUUUUCUUGAAUCAUUUGAUGAAGAUUCGAUUGUCGUUUUCUGCAAUGAGCUUAGUAAAAACAAAACAUCUGGUAAACUUUUGGUUUAUAAUUACAAUGAAAACAUUGAAAAAAUUUCAUUGUUUGAUAUAAAAUCAAAAAAAUUAAUCGAUUAUACUAUUGAAAUUGUCGAUCAUCAAGUAGCUUUGGAGCCAUUAAUACAAAUAAAAUUGGAUGUAAAUUUCAAACUUAAUAUUUCCUUUGAAGAUUCGAUUCCAACCACUAAUAUAUCUUCUAUCAUUGAACAAUUAAAUAGUUGGAUUUUUCGUCUUGAUAUGUCUUCAUUUAAAAUAAAUGGAAAAGAAGAAAAUUUGAAUGGAAUUUGUAUUGAAGAUCUUUAUAAUCAAAUUGAACAAUUUGAAGAAUUACAAGAUUUACAAAUACCGACAAAUAUGAAGAAGAAAAUGAUCGAAAAAUCUCAACGACAAUUACGUAGCCGAAAAAGUAUUCUGCAAUUUAAAUUGGAUAAUAAUAUCGAAAAAUCUGAUAGCCCUGAAAAAUUUGAAGAAAAUCAAAAAUAUGAUUUCAUUUUCAACUUGAAGAUGUUUUACUUGUUACAGCUGCAGAAUAAUUUACAACAAUUGUAUAAGAUAUUUAUAAAUUCUUUGACCAAAAUGUUAACAUUGAUGCAAAAAUAUUUUGAUGACAAUCCAGAAAAGAAAUGUCCAUUACAAAUUCCUCGAGUGGUCAAUUUUUAUGAACCAAACAUUUACACUCACAUUAUCACCAUUCUUUAUCACGAUUUGGAUUCAAUCGAAAUAUACAAGGAUCAACGAAAAUCAUUACAUCUUAAAUAUUUAGUGCCAAUGUCGAGACCGACAUUUAAAUUGGCCAAUGCCAUUGGACGUGAUUUUUCUGGAAAAAAAUUAAUGAACGUCCAUGUUGGACUACAAUCCAGCAUUAAAAAUGGUCAAUGUUAUAUAGUUAAAGGAAAAUAUUCUUACCAUCAUUACAAUCAAGAUCAUAUGGAUGAUUCUGGCUGGGGCUGUGCAUAUCGAUCAUUGCAGACUAUUAUUUCUUGGUUUCAAAUACAAGGCUAUAUUGAUAUCGAAACAGUGCCUACUCAUAAAGAAAUUCAACAGGCUUUAAUUGAUGUCGGUGAUAAACCACCAAACUUUUUAGGUUCAUCCAAGUGGAUAGGUUCUCAGGAAGUAUGCUAUGUUUUGAGCCAUUUGUAUGAUAUACAAUCAAAGAUUAUUUUUAUCAAUUCUGCAACCGAAUUAUUGGAUAAGGCUAGAGAUUUGAUUAAACAUUUUUCCACUAAUGGAACACCAAUAAUGAUUGGUGGUGGUGUAUUGGCACAUACUAUUAUUGGUGUCGAUUUUAAUGAAGCUACUGGUGAUGUAAAAUAUUUGGUUCUUGAUCCUCAUUAUAUAGGUGAUGAAAAUCUAAAUAACAUACACAAAAAGGGUGGCUGUGCUUGGAAACCGGUAACAUUCUGGGAUAAAAAUUCAUUCUAUAAUCUUUGUUUGCCACAGGUGUCAGAAGAUUUUUAAUGAAAUUUUUUUAAUGGAUUAUAUUCUA